UUAAAUGUUACGUUCCUUUUAAAAUGAAUGCAAUGAUUCAAUGAUUCUAUUAAAUGAUUUCAUUCAUUUUAAAGAGAACUGCAGCAGAAGAAGCACGCAAUUUUUUUUUCUUAAUAUCAUCAUUGUGAUAAACUUCAAAAAUGUCCCGACCUAUUUUGUACUCCGCGAACAGAAGUCCUCCCUGUAGAGGUGUUUUUUUAACAGCAGCGGCUAUUGGACUUGAAUUAGAAAUUCGCGAAACUAGUCUUCAAACAAAAGACAAUAUGACACCAGAAUAUAUCAAGAUGAAUCCACAACACACUAUUCCCACUUUGGAUGAUAAUGGAUUUAUUCUUUGUGAUAGUCAUGCAAUUAUGGUUUAUUUGGUCCAAAAAUAUGCCAAAAAUGAUUCUCUUUAUCCAAAGGAUUUACAGACUCGGUCAAUAAUUGAUCAAUUUCUUCAUUUUGAAACAGGAUAUUUGUUUGGUACAAUGAGAGCCCUUGCUAGACCAAUGUAUUUAAGUGGCAAAUAUUGUGUCACGGAUGAAAAAAUUGACAUGUUGAACAAUGCAUAUGAAAUUUUUGAAAAGUACCUUGAAGGAAAAAAAUGGCUUGUUGGCGAUUCUUACACGUUGGCUGAUAUUAGUUGUGUUUCAACUCUUUCCAGUCUUAUAUUUAUAAGGCCUUUGGACAAAUAUCCAAACAUGCGAGCUUGGCUAAAAACAUGCGAACAAAAUCUUCCGAGUUAUGCAGAAAAAAAUGCACCUGGAAAUCAGCUAGUGGAACAAUUUUUCACGAAUAUCUUGCCUCAUUCUCUCUAAUUUUGAAAAUUUAAAUAUUUUCUCUUUUAUUCCAGAGGCAUAUUAAAAAAAAAA
Messenger RNA from Leptopilina boulardi, 854 nucleotides. Its product is annotated as glutathione S-transferase 1-like. The transcript is spliced from 6 exons. NCBI's taxonomy places the organism in Eukaryota, Metazoa, Arthropoda, Insecta, Hymenoptera, Figitidae. The record is from RefSeq and is a predicted model, not a curated record. Gene Ontology annotation, biological process: glutathione metabolic process. Gene Ontology annotation, molecular function: glutathione transferase activity. Bases 141 to 800 code for a protein of 219 amino acids.